Molecule: messenger RNA, 1821 nt
Organism: Poecile atricapillus (Black-capped chickadee)
Lineage: Eukaryota; Metazoa; Chordata; Aves; Passeriformes; Paridae
Product: pantetheinase-like
Exons: 8
Coding region: 196-1689 (497 amino acids)
Molecular function (GO): hydrolase activity, acting on carbon-nitrogen (but not peptide) bonds, in linear amides
Source: RefSeq, a predicted model, not a curated record
CAGCCUGCUCCAGGCGAGGUUAACCCUUGGAAUGUGCAGUGGCUUCCUCACGCUCUCGCUAAGCACAAGAAGAGAAGCCGGAGUACAGUCUGAUCACAGACUCCCUCUACAGCUAAGCUGAUUUAGCGCCAAAUUGCAUCCUGCUUCCCGAACACUGUUUGUCCAGAGCACUCUACCUGGUGGGAGGCUGCAGCCAUGCUCCCUUCCCAGGCUCUCCUGCCCGCAGUGCUGUUUGCAUUCGCAGCCCUUCAGGCCCUUGCCUCUGACACCUUCAUGGCAGCUGUCUAUGAGCACGCCGUCAUCCUGCCAGGUCCCACCGAGGAGCCUGUUUCUCCCGACAGUGCUUUGGCCCUGAUGAACAAAAACAUGGAUGUCCUGGAAGGGGCCAUCAAGGAAGCUGCCCAGCAGGGUGCCCACAUCAUCGUGACUCCUGAAGACGGCAUCUAUGGCUGGCGAUUCACAAGAGAAUCCAUCUACCCCUACCUGGAGGAUAUCCCAGAUCCAGUGGUGAAUUGGAUUCCCUGCACUGACCCCUCAAGAUUUGGUCCAGCACCAGUGCAGGAACGACUCAGCUGCAUGGCCAGAAAUAACUCCAUCUAUGUGGUUGCAAAUAUUGGGGACAAGAAGCCGUGUGACUCCAGCGAUCCCGACUGCCCCAGGGAUGGUCGCUACCAGUACAAUACGGAUGUUGUGUUUGACACACAGGGGAAACUGGUGGCUCGUUACCAUAAGUAUAAUCUCUUUCAAGGAGAAAGUCAGUUUAAUUACCCAAAAGAGCCAGAAGCUGUCAUCUUUGAGAGUCCUUUUGGGAAGUUUGGCAUUUUCACUUGCUUUGACAUCCUUUUCUAUGAGCCUGCCGUGGUUCUGGUGAGCAAGAUGCAGGUGGACACCGUGCUCUUCCCAACAGCUUGGAUGAAUGUCCUGCCCUUUCUGACUGCAAUUGAGUUUCACUCUGCUUGGGCUAUGGGCAUGCGUGUCAAUGUCUUAGCUGCCAAUACUCACAACACCAGCAUGGCAAUGACAGGGAGUGGCAUUUAUGCACCAGCUGGAGCCAGAACAUACUCCUACAACAUGAAAACUGAAGAUGGUCACCUCCUCAUUGCUGAACUAGAUGCACACCCUCGUCUUUCUCCUGCCUCCCCACCUGCUGUCAGCUGGAACUCAUAUGCUUUGAGUGUUGGAAGAUUCUCACAGAAUGACCAUGAAUUCACAGGAAUAAUCUUUGAAGACCCCUUUACCUUCACGGAGCUCACUAAGCCUGGGGGGAAUCUCACUGUCUGCCAAAAAGACCUCUGCUGUCACUUGACAUACAAGAUGGCAGAGAAAAGAGAUGAUGAAGUUUAUGUGCUGGGUGCUUUUGAUGGCCUUCAUGUUAUUGAAGGACAGUACUAUCUGCAGAUCUGCAGUCUGCUAAAGUGCCUCAGCACAAACCUGAGCACAUGUGGGCAGCCCGUGGAGAUGGCUCAGACCAAGUUUGAGAUGUUCUCCCUCAGCGGCACAUUUGGCACCAGCUACGUCUUCCCAGAAGUGCUGUACAGCGGGGUGCAGCUGGCCCCCGGGGAGUUCCAGGUGCUAACUGAUGGACGUCUGAUAAGUCGGAAUGCUACAUCACAGGCAGUUUUGAGUGUAACACUCUUUGGGAGGUGGUAUGAAAAGGAUCCUCCACGCACAGAUCAAGCUUCACCAUGAUUUCACUGCAGAUCCUUCAACCUUUCAUCUCCUUGUUUCUGUAAUGUCAAUUAAUCACAAAUAAUGGUAAAUAAUACUAAUAUUCACAAUUAAAAUGGCAUUCUAUUUCUCAAGUUGCUUUAUCUAACAGCA